This is a messenger RNA of Aplosporella prunicola CBS 121167, 1773 nucleotides long. RefSeq lists its product as uncharacterized. The transcript is spliced from 3 exons. The coding region runs from base 132 to 1472 and encodes 446 amino acids. NCBI's taxonomy places the organism in Eukaryota, Fungi, Ascomycota, Dothideomycetes, Botryosphaeriales, Aplosporellaceae. The record is from RefSeq and is a predicted model, not a curated record.
GCUCCUCACACAACACCUAAACUCAACGCUUCUCCCCCUCCUCCUCUCUCUCCCAUCAUCAAGCAUCCUCAUCAACAGUUUCUUGCAACAAUUCCAUCCUCGGUUCGAAUAACCAGUCGAUAUCUGAAAGCAUGAGGUUUUCUUUCGCUUCUGCCCUUGUGGUGGCUCUGGCCGCGGAGUCUGCCGUCGCCAGCACCUGGUUUGGCAAGGCUGCAUACAACAAGUGGCACGAGACCGAGCUCGAGAGAUGGCUCUCUGACCACGACGUCCCCUACCCCACUCCUGCAGAUCGCAAGGACCUUGAGAACUUGGUCAAGGAGAACUGGAACUCCAAGGUCGCACAGCCCUACAACAGCUGGGACACGAAUCAGCUCCAGUCGUACUUGAGCACCAAGGGCGUUCAGGCCAAGAAGGGUGCCGAGGAGAACAAGGACAGCUUGCUCUCUCAGGUCAAGUCCUACUGGUACGAGACUGAGGAACAGGCCAGCGAUUCCUACAACAGCGUCAAGGACUGGGUCUUCGACAGCUGGACCGACUCUCAGUUGAAGGCUUUCCUUGAUCGCCAUGGAAUCCCUAGCCCUCAGCCCCGCACUCGUGAUACCCUCCUCAAGUCUGCCCGCGAGAACUACCAGUCCGCCGCGAGCAAGGUUGGCGAGACUGCUGCUUACCCUGGCAACUGGCUCUACGAGUCUUGGUCUGAGUCUGACUUGAAGGCUUGGCUUGAUGAGCGUGGCUACCCGGCUCCUCAGCCCAGCACCCGUGACAAGCUCAUCGCCUCUGUUCGUCGCAACUCUCGCCUUGCCAGCGAGCACAUGAGGGCCGCUGCAUCUUCUGCUUCCGCUUCUGCCUCCGGUGCUCAGCAGAGCCUCACUGACUCGCUUCUCGACGCCUGGUCUGACACCCAGAUCAAGGAGUGGUGCGACAAGAACAACAUCAAGGUUCCCCAGGGCUCCAAGCGCAACGAGCUCAUCGCUCUUGCCCGCAAGCACCGCGCCCAGCUCACUGGUGACCGCCUCGACUCUUCCGCUUCCUCCGUCUUCGGUGCUGCCACUUCUUCUGCUGGCAACCAGUACGCUAAGGCUACCGAUGAUGCUGCUUUGAAGAAGGACCAGGCUGCUGGCGCCGCUGGUUACUACGUUGACUGGAUCAAGUCCAAGCUUGGUCUCGCUGCUUCCCAGGCCUCUGUCAGCGCUACUAGCGCUACCGAUGCUGCUGGCGCAUCUGCUAGCUCUCUCGGAAGUGUUGGCGGUGCCAGCGCUAGCAGUGCUUCUUCUGCUGCUUCUAAGAGCGCUAAGAGCGCCGCUUCCCAGGCCUCCAAGGAUGCGAAGAGCUCUGCCUCUAGCGUCAAGUCUGCCGCUUCGAAGUCCAGUGGCGCUGCUGGUGAUGCUGCCACUGAGAGCCUCUCCUCUGCCAAGCACCGUGCCAGCGAGGCUGCUCAGCGGGCUACGGAUGCUGUGAAGGAGGAGUUGUAAGCAAUUUAACUCGACAACCUCGAGGAACAAAAAGAUCCGUAGGACAACUUCAGGAUCAGUGAGAAAGGAUGCCUGGAUUCGGAUGGAAUCCGGGAGUGAUCACGCGACAUGAGUUUAUGACCACUGGGAAUCCAGCGAGAUGGCCUUUCUGAAGGUCAUGGGGAACGAGGAUUCGACGACGGCGCCUGUGUACUAUUAGACGACUACUGAAAAUUGCAUGGCUUAAUUGGCAUCUGACAGGUGGCAUCGAUUCGGCGUGCGUACGUUAUCCCUUAGGUCGAUGCUAAUACGAAGUUGAAAG